Arabidopsis lyrata subsp. lyrata is the source of this 874-nucleotide messenger RNA. Its product is annotated as copper transporter 3. Bases 191 to 646 code for a protein of 151 amino acids. Gene Ontology annotation, biological process: copper ion transmembrane transport; intracellular copper ion homeostasis. The record is from RefSeq and is a predicted model, not a curated record. The transcript has a single exon. NCBI's taxonomy places the organism in Eukaryota, Viridiplantae, Streptophyta, Magnoliopsida, Brassicales, Brassicaceae. Gene Ontology annotation, molecular function: copper ion transmembrane transporter activity. Gene Ontology annotation, cellular component: plasma membrane.
AACUAAAUAUCUUUGAAGUACAAUUUUAAACUCAAAUAAAGUCACAAUUAUCGCAUUAUUGUUGUGAAAAUGUACAUUGUACUACACACCAAACUCCAACCCAAAAACAAAACCCUUAUAAAUACCCCCACACACAAGUAUACAACAACAACAAAAUCUUCACAUAGCACGUUAAGAAUAUCUCUAAACAAUGAACGGCAUGAGCGGAUCUUCUCCGGCGGCUCCGGCCCCUUCACCAUCAUCGUUCUUCCAACAUCGCCGCCGUCACGGUGGCAUGAUGCAUAUGACUUUCUUUUGGGGAAAAAACACGGAGGUUCUAUUCGACGGCUGGCCAGGGACCAGUCUGAAAAUGUAUUGGGUCUGUCUCGCCGCCAUCUUUGCUCUUUCCGCUGUCUCGGAGUGGCUAUCGCGGUGCGGUUUCAUGAAAUCCGGUCCGGCUAGCUUUGGGGGCGGGCUAGUUCAGACUUUGGUUUACACCGUGAGGGCUGGUUUGUCUUAUUUGGUCAUGUUGGCUGUGAUGUCGUUCAAUGGAGGAGUCUUCUUGGCUGCAAUGGCUGGUUUUGGAUUAGGGUUUAUGAUUUUUGGAAGUAGGGCUUUUAGGAACACUAGCAGUAACAGUCACACCGAGGUUCAAUCACAUUGUUGAUUUUUUUUUUUUUACAUAGUGCUUGUUGUCUUGAUCCUUUUUAUUUUUCUUGUUUCCCGUUGAAAUAAUGAUUUCGAAAAUAAAAUUUAUCAUGUUUUUUUUAUUUUUAGAUGAGUACGAUUGGAAGUUCUUUAAGCUCAUUUUAUUGUAAUCUCUAAUGUAUAAUUGUGUAAGGUCAGGACGUCAAGUCAAAUUAAUCAACUAGUAAUCAUACGCGUUACGUUGAUC